Molecule: messenger RNA, 2982 nt
Organism: Anastrepha ludens (Mexican fruit fly)
Lineage: Eukaryota; Metazoa; Arthropoda; Insecta; Diptera; Tephritidae
Gene: Etl1
Product: SWI/SNF-related matrix-associated actin-dependent regulator of chromatin subfamily A containing DEAD/H box 1 homolog
Exons: 8
Coding region: 175-2751 (858 amino acids)
Cellular component (GO): nucleus
Molecular function (GO): DNA binding; ATP binding; ATP-dependent chromatin remodeler activity
Source: RefSeq, a predicted model, not a curated record
AAAAAGAAGAAGCACUUAUAAGAGCUAUAGCGGCAGCGAUUGAGUUCUGCUGGAAAGUGGUGUGCUUGGAAAGAUUACUUGAAGAGUUGUGAAAAUAAAACUAAGAAGUAUAAUUACCAUCAGUUGCGAAAGUUUUAAAUGUUAAUUGUUAAAAGUAUUAGUAUAAUAUAAACUAUGGCAACAGUUGGCGAGUUAAAGACUGGGGAUCUAACCGAGGCUGGAGUAAAGCCGCCGCCAGCAAAGACCACGAGUCUCGCCAGUGACUUGCGACAGUUUCGUCUAAACAAAGCAGUUCCUGCAGCCAAUAAGACAGAACGAGUGCCAGGUAAAAAACGUAUACAGGUAAUGGCGGAUAGCGAUAGCGAUGGUGCUGCCGACAGUCAUACCCCCAAAAAAGUGAAAUUGGAAUUAUCUGUUAAAGAAAAGGAGGACCGGUAUUUGGCUGCUGUUAAAAUAGCACCUAAUUACGAUGCAAUGGAUAUACAAGAUGCACUGGUGCGUAACGACUGGAACGUUUCCGAAGCAUUGCGCUACCUAAAGGAGCAUUUCAAGCCAAAACCUAAUUCCUACGCUAACAAAACUUCCUCAGUGAAUAAUGCCCGCGGAAAUGUUAAACCUUCUCAAAAUGGCAGCUCUUCUCGUUCAAAAGCACAAGCACAAAACUAUUCAGAUUGUGAGGACUCGGACGAUGAAGUACGUGCAUCCACCGACCAAGUGUAUGACAGUGAAGAGAGUGAUACCGAAACAUCAAACGAAAUGACAGGACAGCGGAAGAAAGUGUUUGAUUUUAUGAAUAAAGCAACGUUGAUGGAAUUACAAACGGUAAAGAUGCUGUCCGAAAGAAAGGCAAACUUAAUUAUGGAAUUGCGUCCUUUCAAAGAUUGGAAAGAUUUACUAAAAAAGUUGGAAUCCAAUAAAUCACUCUCGGCAGAUUUGUUAAAUUUGGCACAAGAAUUGAUUAAUAAACAAAACAAUGUGGCUAAUAUAUUAGAGAAAUGCAACAAAAUGGUAAAACGUUUGGAGGCGGCAAUUGAAACUGGCGCAGGCAUAGUAGAACAGCCAAAACUACUUAACAAAGAAAUGAAAUUAGCUGACUACCAAAUGAUUGGUCUCAAUUGGUUGACGGUGAUGCAUAAUCAGAAAAUGAACGGCAUCCUCGCAGAUGAGAUGGGACUAGGAAAAACUAUACAAGUUAUUGCAUUUUUGGCGUAUCUGAAGGAGAACAAUUUGUCCAAAGGCGCGCAUUUAAUUGUUGUUCCAUCCUCCACGCUGGACAAUUGGGAAGCAGAAAUAAGCAAGUGGUGUCCAAUCUUAAAAGUAGAAAAAUAUCAUGGUAAUCAAGAUGAACGAAGGCGCAUGCGUGUACGCUAUGCCAAAGAUGGCUUUACAGGCUUCGAUGUGUUACUGACAACUUACCACAUAGUCAGUUCAACGCCAGAGGAAUGCAAAAUGUUUCGCGUAUGUAAGCUACACUAUGUUAUUUUCGAUGAGGCGCACAUGUUGAAAAAUAUGACCACCCAACGCUAUGCUAAUUUGAUAAAAAUAAACGCUGAAAUGCGCAUUUUACUUACUGGUACGCCGUUACAAAAUAAUCUACUCGAAUUAAUGUCACUACUUUGCUUUGUGAUGCCGUCAUUCUUCGCCAAAAGCAUUGAGGACAUAAAGAGCCUUUUCGCCAAGAAAGGCAAGCCUGAGAGUGCUAAUAAAGAUGUGUCGCAGUUCCAGGAAACUCAAGUGGAACGCGCCAAACGUAUUAUGAAGCCAUUUGUCCUGAGGCGUCUCAAAAAAGACGUACUUAAUAAUUUGCCCAAAAAAGAGUCUUUCACUAUCAAAGUUCCGAUGAGUGAAACGCAAAAACAAUACUAUCACGAGCUGGUUGAUUACUAUUCAAAUAGGAAGGGUGAGAUUUGUAGCGGUGAUCGUGCAGGUGUAACCAUUAUGAUGGAAAUGCGAAAAGCUGCCAAUCAUCCGCUUUUAAUGCGGCACUAUUUCAGUGAUGAAACGUUGCAAAAACUUUCAGAGCGUUUAGCCUGUGCGCCGACUUUUAAGAAAUCAAAUCCACAGUAUAUAUUCGAAGAGCUGGCGAUAAUGUCAGACUUGCAAGUAAUGCAAUUAUGUAGAAAACAUGAUUUAUAUGAUAUUACCAUACCACCAAGUUUAAUAUGCGACUCUGGAAAAUUCCAACAUCUCGAUACGCUAUUGCCCAAAUUAAAAGAGGAGGGUCAUCGCGUUUUGAUAUUCAGCCAGUUUACGAUGAUGUUGGAUAUUGUGGAGUAUUAUUUGAAGAUAAAAAAACAUGGUUAUUUCCGUCUGGACGGUUCAACUGCAGUUGACGAACGACAAGAUAUGAUAAAUGAUUUUAAUGCAGACUCAGGCGUUUUUAUAUUUUUAUUGUCAACGAAAGCUGGAGGUGUUGGCAUAAAUCUGACAGCGGCCGACACGUGCAUCAUACAUGAUAUUGAUUUUAAUCCCUACAACGAUAAGCAGGCUGAAGAUCGUUGUCAUCGUAUGGGGCAAACACGUGAAGUUACAAUAUAUCGUUUGAUCUCUGAAAGCACUAUCGAAGAGGGUAUGCAGUUGGUAGCAGAAGAAAAGCUGAAAUUAGAAAAAGAAAUCACUUCAAAUGAGAAAGGUGAAGUGCAAGAGCAAAAAUGUGUUGUACGGCUACUCACCAUGGCUCUGGGUCUAGAUAAAGAUGAGGAGGAACGUUUAAAUAAUUCUAUGAACAGCUCAUUGAGUACUUCCAUGUAAUAUGAUGGGGGGAAAAUUUAAUUCCAUACAAAGCAAAAAGCAAAAGUGAAUGUGAGGUUUUGUGAACAUUUAUUGGUGUAAUUUUAAAAUUUUAAAUGUUCGGAUUGUACAUGAAUAUGUUGCGCGCAACUACGAAUCACAUUCCCAAAAAAUUCCGGAUAUACGAAAAAGUGUUAUGAAUUUAUAUUGUAUGGUAAUGCGUAAGAUUAAAUUUUCCAAAACAAAAAUAUA